Messenger RNA from Phragmites australis (common reed), 1691 nucleotides. RefSeq lists its product as uncharacterized. Gene Ontology annotation, molecular function: hydroxymethylglutaryl-CoA lyase activity. NCBI's taxonomy places the organism in Eukaryota, Viridiplantae, Streptophyta, Magnoliopsida, Poales, Poaceae. Bases 236 to 1399 code for a protein of 387 amino acids. The record is from RefSeq and is a predicted model, not a curated record. Gene Ontology annotation, biological process: ketone body biosynthetic process; L-leucine catabolic process. The transcript has 9 exons.
CGUGGGCCCCCGAGCGCUCGAGGCGUGGACCAGGCCCACGCGGCGGCGCCGUGGCCACCGGUUGCUUGCUUCCUUUCCUCCUUCCUCCAGACGACGCGGAGGCAGCCGCUGCUACCUCUCCAUCUCCGCCCUCCGCCGUCCCCCGACCAACCCAACUCCACCAAACAAGAGGUUUUCCGCCGCGGGCCGAUCGAUCCAUCGAGUCUACCGCGGCCGAUCGAUCCAUCGAUCGAGAAUGUCAAGCCUUGAGGAGCCACUUGGUCUUGGAGACCUGCCAAAGUUGAGUAUUAACAGACUUGAGCGGUUCUCGUCGCCAAGUGCUUGUCGUAGGGCAACAGUUGAUGACCGCAGCAAUGGCAAGUACAAUAACUCCUGCAACGGUAGCACUCAGAUGAUCUUCCAUGGCAAUUCUCAACUAUGGCAUCUGCAAUGCCGUAAUGCCGAUUCAUCCUGUGAUGGAGUGGAGCUUAGAGAUCUUCCUCGCAAGGUUCUGAGGGAUCUACCAAGGUUUGUGAAGAUAGUUGAAGUUGGACCACGAGACGGUCUGCAAAAUGAGAAAAACAAUGUACCAACAUCUGUAAAGAUCCAGCUGAUACACAAAUUAGUGGCUGCAGGUUUAUCAGUAGUUGAAGCCACAAGUUUUGUAUCCCCAAAAUGGGUGCCACAGCUAGCUGAUGCAAAGGAAGUCCUCGAAGGGAUCCAGCAGGUGCCAGAUGUGCAGUAUCCAGUGUUAACUCCUAACCUCAGAGGAUUUGAGGCUGCUGUUGCAGCUGGUGCAAAAGAAGUUGCAGUUUUUGCAUCUGCCUCUGAAUCCUUCUCUAAGUCGAACAUUAACUGUACUAUUGAGGAAAGCCUUGUUCGGUACCGUGAUGUUACUGCUGCUGCCAAGAAACAUGGAAUAUGUAUCCGCGGGUAUGUUUCAUGUGUGAUUGCUUGCCCCGUCGAAGGCACAAUCCAUCCAUCGAAGGUGGCAUAUGUAGCUAAGGAGCUCUACGACAUGGGUUGCUCGGAGAUUUCACUUGGAGACACAAUUGGUGUUGGUACACCAGGUAGUGUAGUUGCUAUGCUUGGAGCUGUCAUGUCCUUUGUUCCAGUAGACAAGAUUGCUGUUCAUUUCCAUGAUACAUACGGCCAAGCCCUUGCCAACAUCCUAGUCUCCCUUCAAAUGGGGAUCAGCAUAGUGGACUCAUCAGUGUCAGGCCUCGGAGGCUGCCCGUAUGCAAAGGGCGCCACCGGCAAUGUUGCCUCCGAGGAUGUUGUGUACAUGCUCCAUGGCCUGGGGAUAGAGACCAACGUCGACCUCAACAAGCUCAUGGAGGCCGGUGAUUACAUCUCCAAACAUCUGGGCAGACCAUUGGGCUCGAAGACUGCGACUGCUCUGCGCAAGCUAGCCAACUGAAGUCCCUUAAGAUCAUUUUAGGGAACCUGAAAGAAGAUGCAUCAGUUGGUGUCAAUCACACGUAUUUACGCAUGAAGAUCAUACGAACGUCUACGUUCUCAAUUCAGUUUCCAUUUAAGUGAAAGUACACAGGAAACAUUGAUUUACACAAACUUGUAUUCUGCCCUUUUUACGAUCCUGAAAAUCAGCAUCCUUCGUGGAAGAUAUAGUUUUUGCCAAAUGUACUCUGGACCUCCUCCUUUGUGUGCCCAUGGAAAAUAAACGGGUCAGGAAUCUAAUCUUUGGUAGCUUA